Ogataea philodendri is the source of this 363-nucleotide messenger RNA. RefSeq lists its product as uncharacterized. Lineage: Eukaryota; Fungi; Ascomycota; Pichiomycetes; Pichiales; Pichiaceae. The transcript has a single exon. The record is from RefSeq and is a predicted model, not a curated record. The coding region runs from base 1 to 363 and encodes 120 amino acids.
AUGUCUCCCUCCUCUCCCCCACUGACACAUUCCCAAGGGUCCAAUGGUCCAGUACACCCAAUCGAGCUGGUUGUGCAAUCGCUGGUCGAAUCACCGCUGGAAGUUCUCAACCUAAACCUCACUUCUUUGUAUGAGUCACAAGCCAUUCUAUCUACAAUACUAAAGAGACUCGAGGAGAAACUGGGCAAGACCGAGAAACAAAUCAAAGAUUAUGAACCGACAGAACCAACUGACGAGAUUUCGCUAGACGAGUACAUUGCAAAGAUAGCAAACAUCAAGACGCAGUUGAAAACAAUCAAUGCGAAAAUAGACAUGGUGGAAAAACGAGUGGAUAAAAUAAUGACAAACGUGGGGGUCAGAUGA